Molecule: messenger RNA, 1291 nt
Organism: Vigna unguiculata (cowpea)
Lineage: Eukaryota; Viridiplantae; Streptophyta; Magnoliopsida; Fabales; Fabaceae
Product: putative mannitol dehydrogenase
Molecular function (GO): zinc ion binding; oxidoreductase activity, acting on the CH-OH group of donors, NAD or NADP as acceptor
Source: RefSeq, a predicted model, not a curated record
GUACCGUUCCCUCACUCCUCCAUUUCUCAUCUCUGAUCCAAAUACUGUAACAGAUUGAAAUGGCUUCACAAACUGAAGUUGAGCAUCCCAGAAAGGCAUUCGGAUGGGCAGCGAGGGACCCUUCUGGUUUUUUCUCACCUUUCAAUUUCUCCAGAAGAGAAACCGGUGAAAAAGACGUUGCAUUCAAAGUGCUGUAUUGUGGGAUAUGUCACUCUGAUCUCCACAUGGCAAAGAACGAAUGGGGCACUUCCACCUAUCCACUAGUCCCAGGGCAUGAGUUGGCUGGGGUAGUGACAGAGGUGGGAAACAAAGUAGAAAAGUUCAAAGUUGGGGACAGGGUGGGUGUGGGAUGCUUGGUUGAUUCCUGCGGCACCUGCGAGAAUUGUUGUGAGAAUCUUGAGAAUUAUUGUCCACAAUAUACUCUCACAUAUGGUGCCAAAUAUAGAGAUGGAAGCAUCACAUAUGGAGGCUACUCUGAUUGGAUGGUUGCAGAUGAACACUUUGUGGUUCGAAUUCCUGAUGGCUUACCACUUGAUGCUGCUGCACCUCUCCUCUGUGCUGGCAUCACAGUUUAUAGCCCUCUCAGAUAUUUUGCCCUAGACAAACCUGGUCUGCAUGUGGGUGUGGUUGGUCUCGGUGGACUGGGCCAUAUGGCUGUAAAAUUCGCCAAAGCUUUUGGAGCCAAGGUCACGGUAAUAAGCACAUCACCUUACAAAAAGGAGGAAGCAAUUCAACAUCUUGGAGCUGACUCUUUUCUGAUAAGCCGUGACCAAGAUCAGAUGGAGGCUGCAAAGGGUACUUUGGAUGGUAUUAUCGACACAGUUUCGGCCGUUCAUCUUCUGCUACCUCUGAUUGGUUUGCUGAAGUCUCAUGGAAAGCUUGUAAUGCUGGGUGCACCGGAGAAGCCUCUGGAGCUGCCAAUCUUUCCUUUACUUUCUGGGAGAAAGAUAGUAGGUGGAAGUUUGAUCGGAGGAAUAAAGGAGACCCAAGAGAUGAUGGACUUUGCAGCGAAACACAACGUAAAACCUGACAUUGAAGUCAUUCCUAUUGAUUAUGUGAACACUGCAAUGGAGCGUCUCCUCAAAGCAGAUGUGAAAUACAGAUUUGUGAUUGACAUAGGAAACACUCUAAAACCAAGCCCUUGAAGCUUUUGCCAUUUAGAUUUCUGUGAAAAUGUGAUAGAUAGCAGUUGGCUUUACCAUUUCUGGAGAAGUUAAUUUCCUGUUUGUGUUUUGUACUGUUCUUUCAGCAAUUGCAACUUCAUACGAAUACCAGCGUUGUUUUUAUUUUC